ACCUCAUUGCCGUCCCCUCCAUCGCCGCUGCUAGACUCCUAGCCGCCGCCUCUCAACUAGUUUUCUGUUGGGUGGAUUUUCAAAAACCCCCAAUGCGCCAAACGCCAUAGCUCGCUCGAUAGUUGACAGAAUUGAGUGAUUUGACUUGCAAAAGAACGCUCUUGGUGUCAGCUACAACGUCGCACGUCGCAUCGGCUCCCGCCAGAUCUGGCUCGAGCUUGAGGCAAUGUUCGAACGCACCGACUUCGAUGCUGUCGGACCGCUCUUCAAGGAAUACUUCAGCAUCACGAUCGAACACAGUGCUGGCGCCGUUGACUACACCAGCCGUCUCCUGGACCUUGCCUCCCGCCUUGAGGCUCGCCAGACUACUCUCCCCCCCAACCUUCAGAUCUACCUCCUUCUACAUCGACCAAGUCUUGCAGCGGUUCGACAUGGCGCAGGCGAAGCCGGUUACCACUCCCCUGCAGACCGACCACCAGCUUGCCCCUCCUCCUGCUCCCUCCUCCUCUGACCAUCCUUACGCUGAGCUCGUCGGCUCGC
Molecule: messenger RNA, 540 nt
Organism: Closterium sp. NIES-67
Lineage: Eukaryota; Viridiplantae; Streptophyta; Zygnematophyceae; Desmidiales; Closteriaceae
Source: the annotation of a GenBank genome assembly